This is a messenger RNA of Cicer arietinum (chickpea), 1172 nucleotides long. RefSeq names its product probable E3 ubiquitin-protein ligase RHY1A. Gene Ontology annotation, molecular function: ubiquitin protein ligase activity. Gene Ontology annotation, cellular component: nucleus. The record is from RefSeq and is a predicted model, not a curated record. Gene Ontology annotation, biological process: ubiquitin-dependent protein catabolic process. NCBI's taxonomy places the organism in Eukaryota, Viridiplantae, Streptophyta, Magnoliopsida, Fabales, Fabaceae.
GUUACAGUGGAUUUUUCGCGGAAGUUGCAUUUACUCCUUUCUCUUUCCAUUUUCUCUUCAUAUCGCACCUAACACCGCCAAAAGAGAAGCAGUUAAUCGCUUUUAGCGGUGUAUGACGAGCGCUUCGGAAUUAUUCCACAUCAGGAGGCACCGAUUGGGACGAAAUGAUCUCGAUUCAGCUUUCCACUCUUCCCCCACUCCAGAUUUCCAUCACCACCGCCUUCACGACUCCGACGACGACGAUUCUCUCCGCACCCGCCGCCACUACAACGUCCGCCGCAUCCGUCACCCGGAGCGUACAUUUGAUAGAUUUGAUGGAAGGUAUCGUCGGUCUCUAGUAAAUGAUAGCGUUGAUUCGGGAGAAAACGUGAGAGCUACUCCAAGAGCGAGUGCCAGUGACAGAUUACCUGUAGGUGUGGUACUUGCGCGUGAAAGACUCCUACAGAGGUUGAGAGGAGAGCCUGUUGAUAGAAACAGGCAACAUGAUAGAGAUUCAACGGACGAGGAUCAAGAAAGUGAGUUAUCAAGUGACGUUCCAACCGUUGACUCUUUAGUUACUGAUUUGACUUCUCAAAUGGCAAGGUCUCUGCUCUUGCAAGAACCAUCCAAAAAGCCACCCGGACUCACUCAGGAGGCCCUGGACUGUUUGCACCUUGAAGUUUUUAGAAGCAGCGAUAUGAAAUCAGAAUCCAGGAUACUGCAGGAUUGUGGGAUAUGCUUGGAAUCUUUCAGGGAUGGAGAUGAACUGAUCCAUUUGCAAUGUGGACAUAAAUUUCACUCUGCUUGUUUGGAUCCUUGGAUUCGCAGUUGUGGAGACUGUCCGUACUGUCGAAGAUGUAUAGUUGUAAAUUGUCACCUUCCAAAGAAUGAAGCUGCUUAGUUUCUAGAUUUAUUUUCUUUUACUCUGUGACUGUAUGAAGUGUGCUGCAAUGGAGCUGUGGCAUUUUGUAGUGGUGUGGUGUUUUAUCUUUAAAUUAAGUAGUUUUUCUUGCUUUCAACUCUGUUUCUUGUACUUUUAGUGUGUCAAAACGGGAGCCAAUAUGUGCCUAAGUGCCUUGCUCCCGCGAAUGAGAGGAGCAGUGGUAGAGGAUACAGGAUUUGGAGAAAUGGCCCGUUCUAUAUCUAUGACAGCAAGGUCUUUAUAGUAAUAUAUAAUCUAAUUUUUCAUAAAA